Molecule: messenger RNA, 678 nt
Organism: Rotaria socialis
Lineage: Eukaryota; Metazoa; Rotifera; Eurotatoria; Philodinida; Philodinidae
Source: the annotation of a GenBank genome assembly
AUGAUUCGACGACAACGUACUACUGAAACAGUCGCUGUCAAUGGUCGUUUACCAGAAACGUUGCGAAAAACGUAUCGUGAUGAAGACUUCAUCUUACACGAAGAUAAAAAAUUAAUUAUCUUUACAACGAAAACUAAUUUAUCUAUUCUAAAGCAAAACGAACAUUGGUUCGCCAAUGGAACGUUCAAAGCGAUGAUGACUAAUGCAAUUAUCCCUCUCGCAUAUGGAUUGCUAAUUGGUAAAAGCAACGAUGACUACAAUCAAUUCUUCGAAAAACUAUUUGAACAAGACAAUUUCCAACCUGAAUCAAUUAUGACUGAUUUCGAGUCUGGUACAAUCAAAUCAGCCAAAGGGAUAUUACCUAACGUUUUACACAAAGGAUGUCUCUUUCAUUUUUCACAAGCGAUAUGGCGGCAAGUUCAAAACAAAGGAUUGGCAACCAAAUAUAGAAAAGAUGAAGUUACAACUGCAUUUGACUUAAUUGCCGAUCAAUUCGAUGAUAACGCCGAGGAUUUACUCGAUUAUUUCGAAAAAACUUGGAUUGGUGAACCAAAAAGAAGAGGAACCGGUCGAAAAAGCCUCUAUUUGAUCACAAAUUAUGGAAUAUUCAUGAUCGUGUCAUCGCUGCUGUACCUCGUUCCAACAAUUCCGUGGAAGGCUGGCGCAACGCUUUGCUAA